This is a messenger RNA of Ctenocephalides felis (cat flea), 1080 nucleotides long. RefSeq lists its product as uncharacterized. The record is from RefSeq and is a predicted model, not a curated record. Bases 1 to 1080 code for a protein of 359 amino acids. The transcript is spliced from 5 exons. NCBI's taxonomy places the organism in Eukaryota, Metazoa, Arthropoda, Insecta, Siphonaptera, Pulicidae.
AUGAUGAAGGAAUAUUGGCUAGCGUCUUUUAUAGCGGUAUCGCUGACCGCUUUCCUCGUAGGAAGUGACGAAAUACGUUUGCCUGACCAGGAACGAAGUUCCGGCGGGCGAGAUGGAAAAAGUUUGCUCGAUUGGAUUGGCUUAGGCAAUGGGCCAGACCAGGACCCGUACGUGGCCCGAACUAACACGGCAUGCUUGAGCGGGGAUCUGGCCGAAUGCUUCAAGAGUCAAGCUCUCACCAGCUUUACCGAAUUCUUCUCAAAGGAAUAUUAUCAUUUAACGGAAAAUGUGCGAGUUAUUCGUAUGCCGGAAACCCAACUACGAUCUCUGUACAGCGAACCUUAUGAAUUUUCUUCGGAGCCAAGAGCAACUGAUUCUGAAUGGGACCAGCUCGUUAAAUUUGGUUUGCGUAAAGUUGAAAAAUUCAUCAAGUCAGCAGCUUUCGAAAUUAGCGUAUCAGAUGAUGUAACAGAAGAAGGUAGAUACUCACCAAGAUUUUUGGAUGAAAUUGCUGAUGAAAUCGAUGUUCUUGAAGAUAAGAAAGCACCCCUAUUCUCUCGCAAGCGUCUCAGGAAGUUGUUCAUCCCUAUGCUCAUUAUUUUGAAACUGUUCAAGCUGAAACUGUUAUUGUUUUUGCCUUUAAUCUUGGGACUUGCUAGCUUCAAAAAACUUCUUGGCUUCUUCGCGAUCAUCAUUCCAGGCAUAAUCGGUUUCUUCAAACUUUGCAAACCAAAUUUGACAUCUGGUGCAUUUGCUGGUGGAUACGGUAAUGCGGGUUCAUAUCAUUCGGCUGUUCCUCAGUACUCGCUCACGGGGGUCAGUGUGCCAAGCUUCAGCAGCAGCGGCCCUGAAGUACCGUAUGGCCUCCACCAUCCCGGGUCAUACUACCGGGAUGAAAGGCCCUCGUCACUCUACAGCCACAACAACCAUCAAGGAUUCAGCGGUACCUAUGGCCGAGACAAUUCCGCCUCCACAUCAAGUACGAUAGCAUUCCGUGACGACAACAAUGCGGCCGAAUCGGCGCAGCAGUUGGCCUACAGCGGCUAUUCCGAAUACAGGAGUAAAAACAAGAGCCAAUAG